Bacidia gigantensis is the source of this 948-nucleotide messenger RNA. RefSeq lists its product as uncharacterized. Lineage: Eukaryota; Fungi; Ascomycota; Lecanoromycetes; Lecanorales; Ramalinaceae. The coding region runs from base 1 to 948 and encodes 315 amino acids. Gene Ontology annotation, biological process: attachment of spindle microtubules to kinetochore. The transcript has 4 exons. Gene Ontology annotation, cellular component: mitotic spindle; DASH complex; mitotic spindle pole body. The record is from RefSeq and is a predicted model, not a curated record.
AUGUCACGACAUAGCACCGCGCCUCAGCGUAAUGCCAAUCUGUCUUUGACUGAAGAAUUGGAGAAGCUCGAGCAAUCCAUCACCCUGACCCUCCAAGAGAUUGAUCACAACUUCAGCCGAGCACAUCGCAUCGUGACUGCGAGUGUUCUCCCUGUUGUUGAUCAGUACGCCGAGCAUUCGAAGAACGUAUGGGAAGGUUCGAAGUUCUGGAAACAAUUCUUCGAGGCCAGUGCCAAUGUGUCUCUCUCUGGCUACGAAGAGUCACCUGUGGAGGAUGAAACUAUCACGGAAGAAGACGACGUCACAGCAGCUACGACUCCUUCAAAUUCAACGUACGAUUCGCCUCCUCAAGCCCAAGACGAGACCUUAACACCUCAGCAAAACGGUCGCAACAGUCUGAGUGACUCUUUCUCCCCCAUGCCAGCCCAGGAGACUCCACGCCCGACAUCGAAACAGACCAAAACCCCGCGACAGAAACAACCACCAAAACCACCACCCACUACAGCCCCUUACUCCUCCCCCUACGAAUCUCUCAAACGCGACAUUCUCCCUUCUCAUCCACAAUCGCCUUCCGAUUCUGACCUACCUUCCACCCCUCGAGCUCAAAAUCAUACUCCAGAUCACGACCCACAAUCGUCCCCAUUUGCCCCUCCACCAUCCGGACGAAGCCACUCAACCCGGCGUACACCCGCGAACGACAUCCUCCUCCACCGCAUCCUCGAUAAGAAUUACCGUAUUCAAGCCACUCCCCACAGCACCAUCCGCCUCCCUUACCGUGGCGGCAAAUCUACCGCAAGCGCAACGACACCGAAGCCCGCCCGAGAAGCAUCAAAGCGGAUCGUAGAGGAUUUGUUACUUACCGCUGGCGGUAAUGUGUCGGAAGAUCUGGACGAAGAUAGCCCUAGUGUGGUGAAACGGGGUGGACUGUUAGAGGAAGACACGUUCUGA